Messenger RNA from Polypterus senegalus (gray bichir), 1449 nucleotides. RefSeq names its product myocilin (gene myoc). Gene Ontology annotation, biological process: osteoblast differentiation; signal transduction. Gene Ontology annotation, cellular component: Golgi apparatus. Lineage: Eukaryota; Metazoa; Chordata; Cladistia; Polypteriformes; Polypteridae. The record is from RefSeq and is a predicted model, not a curated record.
UGUGGAAUGAUAACAGCGCUCAUCUUUAUAGCGCCUUGCAGCGCAUUUACUCUCCCCCUCCCGCGCAACCCGAUCCCUGACUGAGCGCUGCCAACUCCCCACCCCAGCGGAGGGCCUCCUGUCAGCAUGCGUCACUGGUGGGCCGCUCGCUCCCGCCCCCCCCGUCGCACUAUAAACUGCUGCGCCAUCGGCCCGCGCACAAACACCACCAGGAUGGAUGCCCAGCUUCUGCUCCUCUGUGUCUCCUGCCUGCUGGGGGCCUGCGUAGGCAACACUGCCACCCUGCAAAAGGCCAACAAGAAUGGGCACUGCCUUUACACCUUCACUGUGCCCAGUCCUGUCGAAGGCAGCUGUCCAGAGGCGGCGGGUGAACCCGAGAUCGAGGCCAUCAAGAACCGCCUCAGCCUGGUGGAGGGACUGCUCAGCCGCGUCAUCCAGGGGACCCCGACAGCCAGCCAGGUGAGCCUGGAGCGGGAGAUGGCACGUCUGCAGGAGGAGAACAGGCACCUGAAGGCGAACCAGUGCCACCACAGAGCCGGCAGCACAGACACCCGUUUCUGGGAUCUCCGGGGCCCCAGUUUCAUGGAACUCAAGUCUGAGGUGACAGAGGUGCCCGCCUCCCAGAUGAUGCAGACUCCGCCCACCCGUCCACUAGAUUCAGGCUGUGGGGAUCUCGUCUGGAUUGGGGAGCCAGUCAGCCACAGACAGGCGGAGAGCAUCGCGGGCAAGUAUGGGGUGUGGAUGAGAGACCCCGAGCCGAUGCCCCCCUACACAGCCGAGACCGUCUGGCGAGUGGACACCGUGGGCAGCGACGUGCGCCAGCUCUUCUGCUACGAGAAUGGAGAGCAGUUUGAAAGGGGAUUUCCCAGCCGAGUGCUGGUCCUGCCCGAGGCGAUGGAGAGCACGGGGGCCGUGGUGUUUGGGGGCUCGCUCUACUACCAGCGGCGCAAGUCUCGCACCCUCAUCCGCUACGACCUGAACAGCGAGAGCAUCGCCGCCCGAGAGCUACCCCACGCCGGCUUUCACGGCCAGUACCCCUACUCGUGGGGCGGCUACACCGACAUCGACCUGGCCGUCGACGAGAGUGGCCUGUGGGCCAUCUACAGCACCAGCAAGGCCAGGGGGGCCAUCGUCCUGUCCCAGCUCAACCCGGCCAGCCUCGAGGUGCGGCGUACCCUGCAGACCAACAUCCGCAAGCAGGCCGUGGCCAACGCCUUCCUGGUGUGCGGCACGCUCUACACGCUGGCCAGCUACGGCACUGCCAACUCCACCAUCAACUACGGCUUCAGCACGGCGGUGGCGGUGGGACGGCCCCUCCACAUCCCCUUCCAGAACCGCUUUGGCUAUACGAGUACGCUGGACUACAACCCCGCAGAGAGAAGGCUGUUUGCCUGGGACAACUACCACAUGGUGACCUACGAGGUGCGGCUGAGCCAGUGACCGGGGUGG